This is a messenger RNA of Grammomys surdaster, 2387 nucleotides long. RefSeq names its product dual specificity phosphatase 5 (gene Dusp5). The coding region runs from base 176 to 1330 and encodes 384 amino acids. NCBI's taxonomy places the organism in Eukaryota, Metazoa, Chordata, Mammalia, Rodentia, Muridae. The record is from RefSeq and is a predicted model, not a curated record. Gene Ontology annotation, biological process: protein dephosphorylation; negative regulation of MAPK cascade; endoderm formation. Gene Ontology annotation, cellular component: nucleus; cytoplasm. The transcript has 4 exons. Gene Ontology annotation, molecular function: MAP kinase tyrosine/serine/threonine phosphatase activity; protein tyrosine/threonine phosphatase activity.
CUGGGGCAGCGAGUGGCGGGGCCGGGUGCCGAGCGAGCGGGGCGUGGAGAGCGUCGCGCGGGCCCUCGCGCCGGCCUCCGUUUGCAGGCUCCCGCGAGGUGGCCCGGCCGUCCUCGGCCUCCCGUCCUCUAGCAGCUGUGGGGCGCGCAGCGUCGGGCCGCUGGGUGGCGGCGGCAUGAAGGUCACGUCGCUCGACGGGCGCCAGCUGCGCAAGAUGCUCCGCAAGGAGGCGGAGGCGCGCUGCGUGGUGCUCGACUGCCGGCCCUACCUGGCCUUCGCCGCGUCGAGUGUGCGCGGCUCGCUCAACGUCAACCUCAACUCGGUGGUGCUGCGGCGGGCCCGGGGCGGCGCGGUGUCUGCGCGCUACGUGCUGCCCGACGAGGCGGCCCGCGCUCGGCUGCUGCAGGAGGGCGGCGGCGGCGUGGCGGCGGUGGUCGUGCUGGACCAGGGCAGCCGCCACUGGCAGAAGCUACGGGAGGAGAGCGCCGCGCGCGUCGUGCUCACCUCACUGCUGGCCUGCCUGCCCGCCGGCCCGCGGGUCUACUUCCUUAAAGGAGGGUAUGAGACCUUCUACUCACAGUAUCCUGAGUGCUGUGUGGAUGUGAAGCCCACUUCACAAGAGAAGAUCGAAGGUGAGAGAGGCCUCCUCAGCCAGUGUGGAAAGCCCAUUCUCAGCAUUGCCUACAGACCAGCUUAUGACCAGGGUGGCCCAGUUGAAAUCCUCCCCUUCCUCUACCUUGGAAGUGCCUACCAUGCAUCCAAGUGCGAGUUCCUCGCCAACCUGCACAUCACAGCCCUGCUCAACGUUUCCCGCCGGACCUCCGAGGCCUGCACCACCCACCUGCACUACAAGUGGAUCCCUGUGGAGGACAGCCACACCGCCGACAUCAGCUCCCACUUCCAAGAAGCAAUAGACUUUAUUGACUGUGUCAGGGAAGAAGGAGGCAAGGUCCUAGUCCACUGUGAAGCUGGUGUCUCCCGGUCGCCCACCAUCUGCAUGGCGUACCUCAUGAAGACCAAGCAGUUCCGCCUGAAGGAGGCCUUUGAUUACAUCAAGCAGAGGAGGAGCGUGGUCUCCCCCAACUUUGGCUUCAUGGGACAGCUCCUUCAGUAUGAAUCUGAGAUCCUGCCCUCCACACCCACCCCCCAACCGCCCUCCUGCCAAGGGGAGGCAGCCAGUACCACGUUUAUAGGCCAUUUACAGACACUGAGCCCUGAUAUGCAGGGUGCCUACUGCACAUUCCCUACCUCAGUGCUGGCCCCGGUGCCCACCCACUCCACAGUCACAGAGCUCCACAGGAGCCCUGUGGCCACAGCCACAUCCUGCUGAGACUGUGGUUGGCUACCAGCGGAUCCCCAAGAGCAACUGUGAUUUUUUUUUUUUAAAAAACUUGUGGACAUUUCAUACCCUUGCAAUACUGAAGACCUCUCUCUGUCCCGCUGCCCCAGUGAGAUGCUGAGUGGUCAGCAGGCUUGCAAAUGCACUUCAGACUAACCCCGAGGAUGGGUUCUCCCUCGGGAUUGUAGGAAGGCCAAGCCAUGCCCCUAGCACAGCACGUGCUGACUACUGUACUUCCAGAACCCCUCCCCACUCAGGACUUUCCUUGCACCUCAAAAGUUCGCCUUUUCAUUUCAAGCGUAAGGCAAUAAAUACUCGCAGCAAAGUGGGAGUGAGCUGCGCCGGACCAGGAAAGAAGCCAAUUCAUCUAGAAGGAAGCACAAUUUUCACUGUUGUUUGAACUUCGGCAAACUUUGUCUCUGUCGCUUCAGGGAAGAGAACUGGUCACCGCCCAGUCAGAAAAGUUAACCCUGUUAGAUCUGUCAAGACAAAAGUACCUGCCCAUCUGAACCCAGAAGUGUUUCUGAGAUUCUGUCUGUCUGGGGCCCCAUGAAAGCUGUUGGUAGAAGGAGAAGCUCAUGACUCAUAGGGGUUCCUCGGUGACCUUGGACUUUGGCAUGGUUUUUACAAAUACUUGAACCUGUCCCACGGUAUCUCUCUCUAAAGCAACUCUGGUGUCAUUCAGAAAGUUGUCAGACCCUAGACCAAAAAAUCACCCCUCUGAGGAGGCGGCAGUAGCUGCCUGUGUCCUGGGUCAGUGGUGGUGACAUACUUCUCAGUUUAGUGUCCUGUGUGCUUUUUGUCAUCCUUUGUGACAGUGUUUCCCUCCCUACCCCCGGGGAGUUGUUUUCAAACUACUGAUUCUGGGAUCUGCAUCUUUUGCCAUGUGGUACUACUUAUGUUCCUUGAUAGAUUGUUUUUCCAGGGGGGAAAGGUAAUAAGUACCCCCAAACCCAUGUGAAUGUGAAAAAAAAAGCAGUGUUGCUGGUUGGUUUUUGUUUUUGUUUUUUUUUACUUAGUACAAAAUAAAAAUAACAAAAAAAUCAAA